This is a messenger RNA of Postia placenta MAD-698-R-SB12, 354 nucleotides long. RefSeq lists its product as hypothetical. NCBI's taxonomy places the organism in Eukaryota, Fungi, Basidiomycota, Agaricomycetes, Polyporales, Adustoporiaceae. The coding region runs from base 1 to 354 and encodes 117 amino acids. The record is from RefSeq and is a predicted model, not a curated record. The transcript is spliced from 2 exons.
AUGCAGCUCCGUUCAUUCGCCUAUAUCGCGCUUGCUGCAGUGCUUGUGAUUGCUACCAGCGUUGCAGGCCAUCCCUCUGUUGCUGCCGGCACCUCGUUGAAGGGUCGCGACACGUGCACGAACUCCACCAUCGAGCUCCAGUUCCUCGACCCUAAAAAGAACAUCUUCGCCGUAUGCCACGACGUCGCCUACACGACAUACUUGGCAGUCAACAAACCGCUCGAUUUCUCCCACUGUACGGAGGAGGUUUCCGGAUGCUGGGGAGAUGCGAUCUGCUCUGAAGACAACAAGUCCUGCGACGCGGGCCGCCAGUACUGCGUCAUGCUGCACGGCACUUUUGAGUGUAUCGCCUGA